Drosophila bipectinata is the source of this 1133-nucleotide messenger RNA. Its product is annotated as RNA-binding protein 42. NCBI's taxonomy places the organism in Eukaryota, Metazoa, Arthropoda, Insecta, Diptera, Drosophilidae. Gene Ontology annotation, molecular function: mRNA binding. The record is from RefSeq and is a predicted model, not a curated record.
UUCUUACUCAUCUCUAAGCAACAGCUGAGAAUUUCUUGUGAAAAUUUGUUUGAUUUGAGCAUCCUUAAAAUAACAUCGAUGGGCACAAAACGUCGGAAUAUCGAGGACGAGCUGUCCCGCUUCGAGGCAGAGAUAUCCAAACCACCUGCGCGUAAUCUUUUCGUGCCAAACCAGGUGCGUCCGAUCAUCGCCGCCAACACAUUUAACAAUGUACAGCAGAAGCUGCAGCAGCACCAACCGUCAGGAUCCAGACUGACAGUGCCGCCACCUCCGAUUCCGCCACCACCUACGUUUAUGUCGACUUUUGUUCCUACUGGCACUUCCGGCGGUUCUUCCUCAUCAAAUUCUGCACCCGCCAAGCCCUUGACCGCUACUCCUGUAGUGCUCAGCAGUGCUCCCAAGCUGUACCAGUGUCGGCAGUCGGUACACGUGCCAACUGUAGCUGCUGCACCUUCGAUUGACAUCAAUGCAGUACAGUUUGAUGUGACGCAGAAGCUGAAGAAACUAAAAGCGGAGAAGUCUGGUCCAAACCCUAUCGCCGAGGAAGCCAUCAAGGCUGCCCGAGCUUCCUCUGCUCUGCAAUCGUUCCAGGUUACCGAACGUAAAAAAAAAGACCGCAAAACUGUGCGGAUUGCAGGAGGUAGUGUCUGGGAGGAUUCCUCGCUGGCCGACUGGCCCGAUGACGACUUCAGAAUUUUCUGCGGCGAUCUCGGAAACGAUGUUAAUGACGAAGUUCUAACUCGUACUUUUAAUAAGUUUCCCUCAUUCCAACGAGCAAGAGUGGUGCGUGACAAGCGGACAGGGAAGAGCAAAGGAUUUGGCUUUGUCAGCUUUCGGGAGCCGGCCGACUUCAUUCGGGCCAUGAAGGAAAUGGAUGGGCGUUAUGUGGGAAGCCGUCCUAUCAAACUACGCAAGAGCACCUGGCGACAGAGAAGUUUGGACGUGGUCAAAAAGAAGGAACGCGAAAAGCAGGUCCUUCUGCAGGCAUUUAAUUCAAUGAACUGAAUUUUAAGUACGUGGUCUGUACAUCUUACUGUUUAGGCUAGUUUCGGUCGCACACACUCUUUGAUGGAGCAAAUUUGUUUUGGAACUUGCUGCCAAAGAUGAGCAAUAAAAUUACUUUUAGCAAUUGA